This is a messenger RNA of Onychomys torridus (southern grasshopper mouse), 1861 nucleotides long. It is a transcript of the gene Rbm47, whose product is annotated as RNA binding motif protein 47. Gene Ontology annotation, cellular component: nucleus. Bases 92 to 1861 code for a protein of 589 amino acids. Lineage: Eukaryota; Metazoa; Chordata; Mammalia; Rodentia; Cricetidae. The transcript has 5 exons. The record is from RefSeq and is a predicted model, not a curated record. Gene Ontology annotation, molecular function: mRNA binding.
GUCUUCUCUUGUCCUGCCUUCCACAGAAAGAACCAGGACCAGUCGAUCUGGUGACCUUUAGCUUCUGCCAGCCGUGGAUGCCUUUGAAAGCAUGACCGCAGAGGAUUCCACCACAGCCAUGAACAGCGAUCCAACAGUGGGAUCUUCCGCCAAGGUGCCAGAGGGCGUGGCGGGCGCGCCCAAUGAGGCUGCCCUGUUGGCACUGAUGGAGCGCACCGGCUACAGCAUGGUACAGGAGAACGGGCAGCGCAAGUAUGGUGGACCCCCACCGGGCUGGGAGGGCCCGCAUCCCCAGCGAGGCUGCGAGGUCUUCGUGGGCAAGAUCCCGCGUGAUGUGUAUGAAGAUGAGCUGGUGCCUGUGUUUGAGACGGUGGGUCGCAUCUACGAGCUGCGACUCAUGAUGGAUUUCGACGGCAAGAACCGCGGCUACGCCUUCGUCAUGUACUGCCACAAGAAUGAAGCCAAGCGAGCUGUUCGUGAGCUCAAUAACUAUGAGAUCCGCCCGGGCCGCCUGCUGGGCGUCUGCUGCAGCGUGGACAACUGCCGCCUCUUCAUCGGUGGCAUCCCCAAGAUGAAGAAGCGAGGGGAGAUCCUGGAGGAGAUCGCCAAGGUCACCGAGGGCGUGCUCAACGUGAUCGUGUACGCCAGCGCAGCAGACAAGAUGAAAAACCGAGGCUUCGCCUUCGUGGAGUACGAGAGCCAUCGCGCCGCAGCCAUGGCGCGCCGCAAGCUCAUGCCGGGUCGCAUCCAACUGUGGGGCCACCAGAUCGCCGUGGAUUGGGCCGAGCCGGAGAUCGAUGUGGACGAGGACGUGAUGCAGACAGUGAAGAUCCUCUACGUGCGCAACCUCAUGAUCGAGACCACCGAGGAGACCAUCAAGAGGAGCUUCGGCCAGUUCAACCCAGGCUGCGUGGAACGGGUCAAGAAGAUCCGCGAUUACGCCUUCGUGCACUUCACUAGCCGUGAGGACGCCGUGCACGCCAUGAACAACCUCAAUGGCACAGAGCUGGAGGGCUCCUGCUUGGAGGUCACGCUGGCCAAGCCUGUGGACAAGGAGCAGUACUCCCGCUACCAGAAGGCAGCCAAGGGCGGUGGAGGCUCAGCGGAGGCGGUAGCCCAGCAACCCAGCUACGUGUACUCCUGUGACCCCUACACGUUGGCCUACUAUGGCUACCCCUACAACGCGCUCAUCGGGCCCAACAGGGACUACUUCGUGAAAAGCAGCAGCAUAAGAGGCCGAGGGCGAGGUGCCGCUGGAAACAGAGCCCCGGGGCCCAGGGGUUCCUACCUUGGAGGAUACUCUGCUGGCCGUGGUAUAUAUAGCCGGUAUCACGAAGGCAAAGGCAAACAGCAAGAAAAAGGAUAUGAGCUUGUGCCAAAUUUGGAAAUCUCUACUGUCAACCCAGUUGCCAUUAAACCUGGCACAGUGGCCAUCCCCGCCAUCGGUGCCCAGUACUCCAUGUUCCAGGCAGCCCCAGCCCCUAAAAUCAUUGAAGAUGGCAAGAUCCACACAAUGGAACACAUGAUCAGCCCCAUUGCUGUGCAACCUGACCCUGCAGCCGCCGCUGCCGCUGCAGCCGCCGCUGCCGCUGCUGUCAUUCCUGCCGUGUCCACGCCGCCACCUUUCCAGGGCCGUCCAAUAACUCCUGUGUACACCGUGGCACCAAACGUUCAGAGAAUUCCCGCCGCCGGCAUCUACGGGGCCAGCUACGUCCCCUUCGCUGCUCCAGCCACUGCCACGAUCGCCACACUACAGAAGAACGCUGCAGCCGCCGUGUACGGGGGCUACGCCGGCUACAUACCUCAGGCCUUCCCCGCUGCUCUCCAGGUGCCCAUCCACGACGUCUACCAGACUUACUGA